GUGAUUAAAUAUCUGUCGUUCCAAUCCCUAAUAGUCUGUCGACCUGCUUCCGUUCCCCCAAAUCGUAGCGAAGAAGAGAGGAGAGGGAGAGAAGCGGCGGACGAGGGAGCGUGCGGCGGCGACAACUCGGCCACCGGAGGAGGCAGGCGAGAGUGCGAGCGAAGCGGAGCGGCGAGGAGAGUGAGAGGUUGAGAGAGUGCUGUAGAGAGAGAUAGAGGUAGAGGGAUAGACGUAAAGAGCCAUCUUGAGGGAACUAAGUGAAGGAAAGGGAGGAGAGGGAUAAAGUGAGCGAUAAAGUUAGAGAUACCGUCUCUCGCUAUCCUUGACCUGUACUCUCUACGCCCAUCAUGGCCAACAAGCUCGUGGUUCUUGGAAUCCCAUGGGAUGUGGAUACGGAAGGUUUGAGGGAAUACAUGACAAAGUUUGGUCCUAUGGAUGAUUGUGUGGUCAUGAAGGAGCGGUCGACUGGUCGUUCUCGAGGAUUUGGCUAUGUGACAUUCUCAUCAGCAGAGGAUGCUAAGUGUGCACUUGAUACUGAGCAUGUUCUUGGCAAUAGAACUCUUGAGGUGAAGGUGGCCACGCCCAAGGAAGAAAUGAGAGGACCAACAAAGAAAGCCACUAGAAUAUUUGUUGCUAGGAUAUCACCAUCAGUUACAGAAGCAAUGUUCCGAACUUAUUUUGAAAAUUAUGGAGAAAUAACAGAUCUGUACAUGCCAAAGGAUCAAGGGUCCAAAGGGCAUCGUGGAAUUGGUUUUAUCACUUUUGAUAAUGCAGAUGCAGUGGAUUCGAUAAUGGCAGAGUCUCAUGAACUUGGUGGUUCUACUGUAGUUGUUGACCGGGCUACUCCAAGGAACGAUGAGGUGAGGUAUCCAAGUAGAAUGCCACAGGGUGGAUAUGGUGCAUACAAUGCUUAUAUUUCAGCUGCAACACGGUAUGCGGCACUUGGGGCUCCGACGCUGUAUGAUCACUUUGGUUCUUAUGGAAGAGGGUAUUUUGGACCUUCACGUGGUAUUGGCAGAAAGAUUUUUGUGGGCAGACUUCCUGAGGAGGCAAAUGCUGAAGAUCUGCGCCAGUACUUUGGCAGGUUUGGCCGUAUCGUAGAUGUCUAUGUCCCAAAGGAUCCCAAGCGAAGUGGCCAUAGAGGUUUUGGCUUUGUGACUUUUGCUGAGGAUGGUGUAGCAGAUCGUGUUUCUCGCAGGACACAUGAAAUUCUUGGACAUGAGGUUGCUAUAGACUCAGCUACACCUCUUGAUGAUGCCGGUCCUAGUGUUGGAGGCUAUGUGGAUCCUGUUGAGGCCUAUGGGGGCUACGGUCCAAUGAGAAACUAUGGCAGGCUCUACGGCAGCCUGGACUUCGACGAUUACGGCUAUGGGGCUAGUGGAAGCAGCCGAUCAAGAAUGGAUUGGAGGUACAGGCCUUACUGAUGCGAGUUGUGACCUUCACUUGCACUUGGGACAUCGAUUGCUAUGUAUUAAGGCUAAAUUUGCUAGGAUGCCAAAUGGAACCAUUACUGCACUUGUGACUGAGACCUUAUCUUAUGUAUUCUGAACCAUUACUGCACCAGAUGCUUAAAAAUAUUAGCUCUAGUCUGUACUCUUGUUGCCUGUGUUAUCCUGAGUGCACCAUCGACCCAACUGACAUGAAUGCACAAGUUGUUACAUUCUUUACGGUGAA
This is a messenger RNA of Zingiber officinale, 1674 nucleotides long. Its product is annotated as heterogeneous nuclear ribonucleoprotein A/B-like. Gene Ontology annotation, molecular function: RNA binding. The record is from RefSeq and is a predicted model, not a curated record. Bases 348 to 1424 code for a protein of 358 amino acids. The transcript has 14 exons. Lineage: Eukaryota; Viridiplantae; Streptophyta; Magnoliopsida; Zingiberales; Zingiberaceae.